This is a messenger RNA of Neolamprologus brichardi, 1289 nucleotides long. The record is from RefSeq and is a predicted model, not a curated record. Lineage: Eukaryota; Metazoa; Chordata; Actinopteri; Cichliformes; Cichlidae.
AUGACGAUGAUGUUCUCAGGAGGCUUGGGUGGAGAACAAUCGACUUGUUGGACCUGCCAUGACACACGUGUAGUUUCAGAAUCACAGCCAUCAGCCGUGGGCAGGUCCAGGCCAUACCAGGGUGUGCGAGUCAGGGAUCCUGUCAAAGAGCUGCUGAGGAGGAAGAGGAGCCUGGAGCUUUACAGCACCAAGACACUGCCUCCUACUGGGGACGUGGCCUCACACAACAACCAGCCGUCAUUUACACAAGGUAUCUUUGGCUGUGAUGUUGCCAGCGGAUCCCCGGCCGAGGUGCCGACCGCAGCUGCUGACGGAGGGCUGCAGUGUGCGGGGUGGAAAGCGACGCCUUCUGUCACCAGUCCUGGGCUGCAGGCCGCCGCCAUGUCCUGGUCGACGCCUGACUACAACCAGCAGGACCCCUCAGCUCAGACUCUGACCUACCCGGCCACUCCGACACUUACUAUGCAAACUCUGUGUCCCAGCUACACCAUGCUGACCUACACACACACACCACUGCUGACAAACUUUGGGACCAUACCAGUGGCACCAGCUCCAGCCUCCCUGCCUCAAGUGGAGCUCCAAGACUCAGGGUUGGCCUAUCUUCCUUGGGCCCAGCCACUCACCGCUAUAUCGACCAUGCCUAAUCACGGGGUGCAGUUUGCCCCGGGCUCUGCAGCGCUGCCCGGGUCGCCUCUGGUACACAUGCCGCUGUCCAUGUCGUUGACCACCAUGAUCCCCCAGCUGGAGCCCCAGGGUAUGGACCCUCAGCCCGAGAUCCUGGAGAUCCCCGAGCAUUCAGAGCAGCAAGCUGAAGGUCAGUCUCUGAACGAAGACCCGGAGGUUGAGGCGGAAUCGCCAAACCUACUGGACAAACUUCUCGAGGAUCACAAAGAACGUGGUGAGGAGGAGGACAAGGACUCGUACAGAAGCUCCCUCUUCAUACCCAAUGUCUGAAGAGCAUUUUUUUAAAUAUGAAAUGAGUAUUUUUACCUUUUACAUUUCAUUUUUCCCCUCAGGGGCAAGUGCCUAUUGGCCUUUUUGUGUAACUUGAUUACCACAGAUUCUGUCUAUUAUGAAGCCUUUGAGGUCUAACCUAUCUAACUUACCAAGAUAACCUAUCUAACUUACCCAAACCAAGUGUUUUUAAAAGCAAAUAUAAAAACUGAGCAAGUUAAAAACUCUUCUGGAUUAUUAUGACCUGAGUUUUAUUUUUGUAACUGCUCCUGACUUCCUGUUAUUUUCAUUAUGUUCAUUUGAUUUAUUAGAAAUUAGUUUAGUGUGCAGCAAUA